AUGGAAAGGCCGAAGUCUGAAUAUGGAACGAAAGAGAAUUUCAACUCAACGAUCUUCGACGGUGAGGCGACAAAAGAAACUCCUUGGGGUGCGAUGCCAGUUUUCAUCGCCGUGUUUCUCAUUGUCCUCGUUUUGAUGACAACAACUGGCAACCUUGUGGUCUGUCGUCUUUUCUGGGUUUGUCGACGCAUGCGUAUACCGUCCUUCUAUUUUGUUGUCAGCAUGUCGUUUUCUGAUUUCCUUAUGGGGGUAUUGGUCAUCCCAAUGGGCCUAGCAUAUCACAUGACCUUCCAAACAACAGGUAACAAAUAUGAUCGCCUCUAAAAGCUUCGCCGUAGUGAGGGACAGGGAUUCCCUAACAAAAUGUUUUUAUUCGAUUUUCUUUCCUUCUCUUAAGAAAUAUUUUUGUAUUCCUUGGAAACUCUCUCCUCCGAAGAGGCCUGUUUGUUUGGUAGGGAGGCGGAGGAGAAAUAAAAAGAAAGCGAGCAGGAGGNCUGAAUAUGGAACGAAAGAGAAUUUCAACUCAACGAUCUUCGACGGUGAGGCGACAAAAGAAACUCAUUGGGGUGCGAUGCCAGUUUUCAUCGCCGUGUUUCUCAUUGUCCUCGUUUUGAUGACAACAACUGGCAACCUUGUGGUCUGUCGUCUUUUCUGGGUUUGUCGACGCAUGCGUAUACCGUCCUUCUAUUUUGUUGUCAGCAUGUCGUUUUCUGAUUUCCUUAUGGGGGUAUUGGUCAUCCCAAUGGGCCUAGCAUAUCACAUGACCUUUCAAACAACAGGUAACAAAUAUGAUCGCCUCUAAAAGCUUCGCCGUAGUGAGGGACAGGGAUUCCCUAACAAAAUGUUUUUAUUCGAUUUUCUUUCCUUCUCUUAAGAAAUAUUUUUGUAUUCCUUGGAAACCCUCUCCUCCGAAGAGGCCUGUUUGUUUGGUAGGGAGGCUGUGGAGAAAGAAAAAGAAAGCGUGCAGGAGGAGAUGGGAAGAGCCCCAUCGCCCCUCGCGAGCUUUCUGUUUUUCGAUCAUUGCCAUUUUUAUUGGGAUACCCAACGGGAGCCUCUGCGGAGGAGAGAGCCCUGGAAACGAUCAAGAAAAAUUGUUUACACGAUGGUUCCAUGGUUACGACUCUUGUCGCAAUAUGCUAUACACGUUUCUGCCAUUUUCAACCUUUUCUCUUCACAAAACAUGCAAAAGGCAGCAAAAUACAUAAUUAUACUUCGUGGUUACGAUGGCUGAACACAGUUUUCUGGAUUGCUUUUAAUACCCCCUAUCCCGAGGAGAUACGCGGCCAAUAAGCUUUUAGAGAUAAUACAGGUGGUACUGAGAAGUAGAAAAAUGCCCAGAAGUUGUCAGUAAAAUCCUAUUCUGUUUUGGUCGCCUUUUACAUGUCACGUGGUUUUAGCGCGCACAUAGGUGCUGAGCAUGCGUACUAAGGGAGCAACCUGGAAUGUUGACUUUCUUAGGCAAUGUAAACAAACGACAAUAUCUUAAAAUCUACUCAUUAAAAUUUGACGAAAUUUGGCAGAAGUCCUGUUCAUAUCUUUCUUCAGUCAAUGAAAAAUUAAUUUUGAACAAAGGAGUUUCCUGAUACAAACAAGUUUCUCAUGAAAGUUAUUUUCUUAAACAAGUUCAACAACUGUUUGUUACACUUUGGUAAAUACGCUUUUAAAAAAUGGUGGGUUCUGAUUGUUGGAUGUGUGCAAAUUCAUAAAAGAAAUCUAACGACUGAAUUUUGAGUAAACCUAAUAAAUUCAAAAUCUUAGACUUCUUGUUUAUCAUCCAUGUUGCCAUGGCAACGAUCCAAACUUUUAACCUACUAAAUGUAAUUUCUUAUAAAUAUAUUUUGCCUGUGCCAAAGGUGAGCUUCAUACCUGCGAUGAAUCUGAAAUAACACCCAAAUGAAUGGUAACGAUACACAACCUAUCGGACUGUUUUGAGCCGCCUUAAAAUAUACACAUUUUUAAAACAAAACUAAAUGCAAGGCGGCAAUACGGCAAAGGGCUGAUUUAUUUGAGUCCAAUAUUUCGGCUAACAAAAUUAGCCUUCCUCAGGGCCAGAGCUACACUGAAAAAGAAUACUAUAACAGCUCCAAAAAUUUGAAUUUAAAUUUACGUGAGAGGUUAAUGAUAAAUUUAAAAUGAGAACAAUAGAUAGCUUGAUGGAUAGGUAAAAAAAAUAUACAAUAAAGUGAUUGAUAGGUUCAUCCCUUUACCGUAUUGCCAGCCUUGCAUUCAGUUUUGCUUUAAUUCUCACUUCAAGUGACGUCUACGUCUAUCAUCUUUACGUUAAAGAUCCGGCAAGAAAGAAUCAGUCGGUUUUAUUUACGCAUGGAGUGGAACUCUGCUUUCAAGGGUUUUUAUACACAUUUUUGAUGGCUACCAUUUUGGCUGCGUUAGUGGUGGGGGUUCGAGUUAAAUUUUACCUCCGUGGUUCAAACCUUUUUAAAAACGUUCUCAGUACUCACAACCCGGCAUGACAUUUUACGUUAAAUCUGAUCAGACUAUCAUAGAAAAAAUAAGCUUGACCAGGAGCCCAUCAAAUUUGACGGGCUCCUGGCUUGACCAAUUCUUUUUUAAACUAUUUUUGCAGGUCGAUGGAUUUUUGGCAAUUUCCUCUGCAAUCUCUGGUUGUUCCUAAACUUUCUUUUGUGCAGCGCCUCCAUUUUUAACCUGUGCGUGGUCAGCGGUGACCGUUAUAUUGCUGUGACGUCACCACUGAAGUACAUGUCACGCAUGAACGAGCACAGAGUUAAACAAAUCAUUGGGAUCGCUUGGUGUGGGGCAUUGAUUUUGGCUAGCUUUAUAAUUUAUGGUACGAACGCCUCCAAGAACAACAGCAAAAAUUGUUCGAUUUGGGGUUUACAUUACGAGUACUCUAUCGCUCUGCUCGUAGCAGGAUAUGUCCUGCCAGUGUCUUUCCUUGUUUUUGCGAAUGGCAAAGUAUUGUUCAUUGCUCGUACUCAUCUCAACAAAAUUCAUGCUCAGGAGUUUUCGCUUAGUACACUGUCAGAGGCAAGUUGUGGACCAACAACAAGAAGCAAACAAAUGCCCUCAAAGUCAAGAAUAAGACGGGAGAUAAGGAUCUUUAAAACGUUUCUUAUUGUGACAUGCGCAUUCCUCAUUUCUUGGACUCCUUUUGUCGUCAUCCUUUUGAUCGACUCUAUUUUCAACGUACCCGAACUUAUCAGGCAUUCGUCGAUCAUUCUGUUGUAUUGCAAUAGUGCCCUAAAUCCUUUCAUAUAUGGAUUCUAUAACUCAGAAUUUAGAAAAGCACUGUCUGAAAGUUUAGGUUGUAAAUGA
Porites evermanni is the source of this 3294-nucleotide messenger RNA. NCBI's taxonomy places the organism in Eukaryota, Metazoa, Cnidaria, Anthozoa, Scleractinia, Poritidae. The record is from the annotation of a GenBank genome assembly.